CCAUUUAUAUUUUUGUUUUUGUUUAAACGAUUUAUAUAUUCAAUAUUAAUAAUGUCUAUUUCUAGAUCGCUUCCUCAAAGUAAAGAAGCAUUAUUAAAAUCUUAUAGAACGCGUUUAAAAGACGACGUAAAGAGUAUGUUAGAAAAUUUUGAAGAAAUCGUAAAACUAUCGAAAGGUGAACACGAUACACAAUUAUCAAGAAUGACUCAAUGUGAACAAGAUACAUACGAAAUGCACGUUAGAGCCGCUAAUAUAGUUAGAGCUGGCGAAUCUUUGAUGAAAUUGGUGUCUGACAUCAAACAAUAUCUUAUUUUAAACGACUUUCCUUCAGUUAACGAAGCUAUAACACACAAUUCCAAAGUAUUCAGGUCGAAACAAGCGGAAUGCGAUCAGAAAUUGAUGUCUUUACGUGACGAUAUGGCCGCUGAUCUUUACGAUCUCGAAGAGGAAUAUUACAGCAGUAUCAAUAAAUAAUCCUUUUAUAUAUUUUCUGAUGUUAAUAAAAGUUUUUUUUAUA
Diorhabda carinulata is the source of this 517-nucleotide messenger RNA. It is a transcript of the gene MED22, whose product is annotated as mediator of RNA polymerase II transcription subunit 22. Gene Ontology annotation, cellular component: mediator complex. Gene Ontology annotation, molecular function: transcription coregulator activity. The record is from RefSeq and is a predicted model, not a curated record. The transcript has 3 exons. Bases 52 to 474 code for a protein of 140 amino acids. Gene Ontology annotation, biological process: regulation of transcription by RNA polymerase II. Lineage: Eukaryota; Metazoa; Arthropoda; Insecta; Coleoptera; Chrysomelidae.